AUGAGGGUGGCAGCUGGUUUGAUGCUUUUGGUAGCUGUUGUAGCAUUCUUAGUGCAGAUGGCGUUGCUCCUGACCAAUCGCGAAUUUAACUUCCUUCAUCACAAUGCCAUUAUCGGACACGGGUCAAUUGAAGGAGAUGCUGAGAAUGACGAAGAGAACGAUCGUGCUGAUACCGGCCCGAAGAGGCGGCUGGAGUACAAUUACAGUGAUGAGCCUAGAACAAAUCAGCAGAUAGAGGAUUCACGGACAUCUGAACAGACCGACGAUCGAAGGCAUCACAGUGGUCCGAUUGUGCAGCCCUCAACGCUCCGUGGUGAAGGCAACGAGUGGACAGACACUUGA
Messenger RNA from Bacidia gigantensis, 342 nucleotides. RefSeq lists its product as uncharacterized. The transcript has 2 exons. NCBI's taxonomy places the organism in Eukaryota, Fungi, Ascomycota, Lecanoromycetes, Lecanorales, Ramalinaceae. The record is from RefSeq and is a predicted model, not a curated record. The coding region runs from base 1 to 342 and encodes 113 amino acids.